UACGCUUUGGUAUUUGGUUGUACACACGUGGGCCGAGUCAACAAACAAAUGGAAGCUUAUGUCAAGAAUUUACAGGGUUUUUUCUCUCAAAUUCUAACUCAUUAAUAUUACUAUUUUUACUUGAUAUCAAGAAAUUGAAAAGACGCGUUUCAGAUCAUAAGUUUUAAGCCGGACGGUCUUGGUCAGUCUAUGUGAAGUGGUACUGGCGGGAAAAUUUCAUACACCAUUGGAUUUAAUGGUGAUUCACUGACUUUGAUGAGUAAUCGUUCGAAGCUGAAAACAUGUGCGGGCGGACUGCAUGCACUUUGGCCCCGGAUGAUAUCUGUCAAUCCUGUACCUACAGAGAUGGUGGUGGAGAAAAACGGGAACCAAAAUGGCGGGACCCACCUGGAGACCAGAAAUACUACCCUAGUCACAACAUUGCUCCUGGUGCUCACACCCCUGUAAUCAUCUCCGGUGGACAUAGGUUUGGAUUUGAAGAGCAGAGUAUUUCAUCAGAGCGCGUUAUUCAGCCCAUGCAGUGGGGGCUUGUUCCUUCCUGGCACAAGGGGUCCCCGAAAAAGGUCAGCUACGAGACCAACAAUUGCCGAUCAGAGAGCAUGAUGGAGAGACCGACAUACAAGACGCCGUUACAGAAGGGGCGUCGCUGUGUGGUGUUAGCAGACGGGUUUUUUGAGUGGAAGAGGGACCAAGCAAAGAAACAGCCCUACUUUAUCUACUUUCCUGACAAACGCACAACUGCAUCAGGGGAAGACAACUGUAAUUUCCCUAAAGUAAAGAAGGAGGAGGUCGAAAAUAAAAAUGUAGUAAAACAUGAGAUGGACAUAAAAGAAGAGAAAGUGAAAUUGAAACAGGAAGUUGGAGAUGAGGAUCAGUCAGAAAUAGAUUUCAACAAUGAGAAUGUGUGUGUGAAACAGGAGGUUAAAUCAGAAACUACUGGUUGCACAGGAAGAGGGAUUCAGGAAAGAGAAGAUGGAGGAACAAACAAAAUACUGCUGACAAUGGCCGGUGUGUUUGAUGUGUGGAAACCCAGCAGUGGCUCACAGCCAGUGCUUUCUUACAGUGUUAUCACAGUAGAAUCGUCCCCUGCCAUGACAAAAGUUCACCACAGAAUGCCAGCUUUACUUCUGAAUGACAAAGAAAUUCAGGAAUGGUUGGAUUAUGAAAACGUUCCACUAGAAAAGGCCAUUAAACAUAUUCGAGCCACAGAGGAAAUUCAGAUGCACCCAGUGUCCGAUGUUGUGAACAAUUCCAGAAAUAAAACUCCAGACUGUACGAAGCCCAUAGACCCCACAAAGCCCAAAACAACGCCUAGCAGUAACCUGAUGAUGAAGUGGCUGUCCAAGGGUAAAAAGGAAACAUCUGUAGAACCAUCGGCGAAACGGAUCAAAACGGAAGCAGAAUAACCACAAAGUAUGAGCGGAGUAACCACAGAGACCAUCAGACAGGCUUCAACAGAGUGGAACAUGAGCCAAUGGCCCACACACUGCCGUGAAUAAGACACAGUGAACUCUCAUGGAUUGUUACACAGUGAACUGUCAUGGAUGAAUACACAAAAAAACUGUUGUAACAGACAAAAAUCAAACAAAACACAUAGAAACCAAGAUAUGCAUGUGUAAGUAGUGAAAAGCUGAUCUGUCUGACAGGGAGCAAGAUACUAAUGAUGCAAGCUAGAUUUCAAAUCCUGUUGGUCAGAAUGACUGCUGGGCGAGUGCGGUUGUAUUUGUUGAUGUGGAUACUGUGUAUGGAUAUUUGUGUAAGCACUUGUAACCUACCUUAACAAUAGCUUCUUGUAGUUAGUUGUAUUAUAGUCAGUAUAACAAGGGUUGCCUUUGAUUAAUAUUGAUAGGGUCAUUUGAAGAAAAUGGUUGGAAAGCCAGAAAUUUUGGUGCAUGUUCAGGGGUGAUGGAGGUACCGAAUUCCUGUGAAUUUUCAUUUGACAUGUUAUCAUUUAGUCACAGCCCUGGUGGUUAUUCAGAAGAUUUUUUUAUAUAUGUUACAUUAAAUGUUUUGUCAAUAAACCUUGUAUGAUUUUUAAA
Messenger RNA from Ostrea edulis (European flat oyster), 2039 nucleotides. RefSeq names its product abasic site processing protein HMCES-like. Gene Ontology annotation, molecular function: single-stranded DNA binding. The record is from RefSeq and is a predicted model, not a curated record. Lineage: Eukaryota; Metazoa; Mollusca; Bivalvia; Ostreida; Ostreidae. Bases 282 to 1406 code for a protein of 374 amino acids. The transcript is spliced from 9 exons. Gene Ontology annotation, biological process: DNA damage response.